UCACUGAUGAAGGCUUUCCUGGUUAUAGCUGUAUGCUGCAUUUUAUUUGGUGCCGAUUUUGUUAAUGCAAGUCAAGCUCUCACAUUUAGCAUAGAACCACAAGAUGUUGUUGUGCCCGAAGGUCAUUCAGUGUUGCUGCAAUGUGCCGGUGUGGCACAAUUGGGUAAAAAUCAAAAGAUUGCACCCAACAUACGAUGGCGUGGUCCAGAUGGCCAAGAUUUGGGUAUAGUGGGCGACACGUUUCGUACCCAAUUAAAAAAUGGUUCCCUCUACAUUAGUUCGGUGGAAGAAAAUCGUGGUCUAACUGGAUCCUAUCAAUGUCUAUUGUCCGUCGAUGGAAUUGGUACAAUUGUCAGCCGAUCUGCGGUGGUCUCCAUUGCUCGUUUACCCGAUUUAAAUCAGGAUUUUAUUGAAACCUAUUUGUUACCGGGACAAACGGCUUAUUUCCGCUGUAUGAUUGGCCAGACCCAACCAGGGAUGAAACACUACGUCCAGUGGAUAAAGGAUGAUAUGCCACUGCAGUUGGAUAAAUUACGUAUGGUCAUCUUGCCAAAUGGUGCUUUGGAAAUUGAUGAACUCACACCGGCGGAUCGUGGUGUCUAUCAGUGUAAUGUCACGUCGGGCUCGAUUUCACGGCUUAGUAGUAAAACCAGCUUAAGUAUUAAAAAGAAUUUGGAAAAUGGCCAUGAUCCAGUUGCACCGGCAUUCCUUGUGGGCCCCUCACCCCAAACCGUAAGGGAGGGGGAUGUUGUAACGCUCGAUUGUGUUGCAAAUGGUGUACCGAAGCCACAAAUUAAAUGGUUACGAAAUGGUGAAGAAUUAGAUCUCAAUGAUUUGGAUUCGAGAUUUUCCAUUAUCGGCACUGGUUCGUUGCAAAUCUCCUCUGCCGAAGAUAUCGAUUCGGGUAAUUAUCAAUGUCGUGCAAGUAAUACAGUGGAUUCACUUGACGCCCAGGCCACGGUACAGGUCCAGGUGCCACCAAAAUUCAUACAAAGUCCCAAAGAUAAAACGGCAUUUGAGAAAGAGGAAUUGGAGUUGGAAUGUGCAAUCCGAGGAAAACCAAAGCCCAUUAUUAAGUGGCUAAAGAAUGGUGACUUCAUUACACCCAAUGAUUAUAUGCAAAUCAUUGCCGGCCACAAUUUACGUAUACUUGGUCUACUACCAUCCGAUGCUGGUAUGUUCCAGUGUGUGGGCACAAAUCCUGCAGGAAGUGUUCAGGCGGCAGCCAGGCUGAGAGUUGUACAACCAGGUGAGUUGUGCAAAUUGAACAACAAAAAACAACGUAAAUCCCAAUCACAAACCACCAAAUCCCUCUAUUUAGAACGGGGCCAAAACAAGCCCCAUAAGAAUGGUAGGCGUAAAAAUAAAUUCCAUUCCGGUGAAAUGCGCACCAAAUCUGGCGAUAAUGGUGAAACGACACGUAUCUCAAAAAGUGCCUUAGAUAGUUUACUCUCUCAGGGUAAUAAUAGGAAAUUUAAUAAUUUUCCCGAUCAGCCAUUAAACGAUCCUCAUUAUGAUGAUCUAAGUCAUUUCGCUGUCGAUGACGACGAGGAUGAGGAAUUUUCACGUGAACUAUCACGUAACAUUAACGAUUAUAGUCAAACCCUCACCAAACAAUUGAACGCCAAUAAGAAUAUUAACGAUAAUGGUGAUGAUGAUGACGACGACGAUUAUGAUGAUGAUAAUGUGGCCGCGAAUGAAGAAUAUAUCAAUGCCUAUAAACAUGGCGAAGAUCCAAAUAAAAUAUUAAAUUCAUGGACAAAUAAGAAAAAAUUAAAUCCCAGCAAUUCCAAUUUACCUGAACAAACCUCCUCCCGUUCAUCUUCUAUAGUUUUAGAUAUGUCAGAUGGUGGAGCGGGUGCUUCCAACAAUGGUAUUGGUGGCGGCGGCGUUGGCGGUAAAGGUGGUUCGAGUAUACUUGGUUCCGGUCUUAAAAAUCGUUUGCCAGGACCGCCCAGAGAUUUAGUGGCCCAAAUUGUUAAGCCUCGAUUUGUAACACUGAGUUGGAUUGAACCCAUUAAGAAUCCCGUGGAAGUGGUCUCCUACACAGUCUAUUAUAAAAUGAAUAAUAGUGAAAGAGAAUUAAAAUUAAAUACCAAAUCGCAUGAUGAACAACAAGUCAAUAUACAAUCGCUCAUACCGGGACGUACAUAUCAAUUUCGUGUUGUCGCAAAUACAAAUUUCGGUUCCGGUGAAUCAUCCGAGCCGUUAGAAGUUACCACCCAGCCUGAGGAAAAUAUUGCAGGACCACCAAUCAAUGUAGAGGGUUAUGCACGCAAUCAUAAAGAAAUCUAUGUGAAAUGGCAAGAACCCCUGGUAACAAAUGGUGAAAUUUUAAAAUAUCGUAUCUACUAUUCGGAGGGUGAUAAUGGCCCCGAACUUUACUACGAUAGUACUGCAUUGGAUGCUGUGCUAACCGAAUUAAGGCCAUAUACUGAUUAUACUAUAACUGUGGUGCCAUUCAAUAAAAAUGGUAUGGGUGAUCCCUCAAAUGAGAUUAGAGUCAAAACAUUCUCCUCAAAUCCAUCGGAACCACCAAAUAAUGUUACCCUAGAAGUAACAAGCUCAACUUCCAUUACCAUACACUGGGAACCGCCCUCCGAAGAAGAACGCAAUGGCCAAAUAACCGGUUAUAAAAUACGUUAUCGCAAAUUGAAAGACGCCCCGCAGACUAAAAGCACCCCAGCCAAUAUACGUUACUAUGAAUUAAGUGGCCUCGAUCGUAAUUCCGAAUAUCAAGUCAGAAUAGCUGCAAUGACGGUGAAUGGUUCAGGCCCCUUUACCGAAUGGUAUCGUGUAAUGACAUUGGAAAAUGAUCUAGAUGAAACACAAGUACCCGGACGCCCAGUAUGGAUUGGUAUACAACCGGGCGCCGACACAAUUGCGCUACACUGGGGUCCACCACAACAACAUGAAAUUAAAAUACGUAAUUAUGUCUUAGGUUGGGGUCGCGGUAUACCCGAUGAAAAUGCCGUGGAGUUAAAAGAAACCGAUCGUUAUUAUGAAUUGAAAAAUCUAGAACCCAACACUGAAUAUGUGGUCUCGCUGAGAGCACGUAACAUACAAGGUGAUGGUCCCCCAAUAUAUGAUAAUAUUAAGACGAUCAACGAAAAUCCCAUUGAUAUACCCACACCACUAGAAGUGCCAGUGGGUUUGAGAGCCAUAACAAUGUCAAGUUCUUCCAUAGUUGUCUAUUGGAUAGAUACAACGCUGAGCAAAAAUCAACAUGUUACCGAUAAUCGUCAUUACACUGUACGUUAUGGCAUAGCUCAAACCACCCGUUAUCGUUAUCACAAUACCACUGCUUUGAAUACCAUGAUCACUGAUCUAAGGCCAAAUACCCAGUAUGAAUUUUCAGUUAAAGUGGUAAAGGGCCGUCGUGAAUCUGCCUGGUCUAUGGCGGUAUUGAAUACAACCUAUCAAAAUAUACCAAUUACACCUCCCCGAGAAUUAUCCGUACAACCUGAUGAACAAAAUCCGCACAAUGUAAUUUUACAUUGGAUGCCACCCAAACACACUGUCUAUCCCAUAUCGGGUUAUAAUAUCUAUUACACCACAGAUACAACAAAACGUGAUCGUGAUUGGAAUAUCCACAACUUUAAUGGUGAUGAGACAUCGUUUAUAUUACCCGGUCUGAAGCCAUAUACCACAUAUUACUUCAAAGUGCAGGCAAGAACAAAUAAAAUUGCCACCGGUACUGGUGGUGGAGCAAACACUGCCCCAUUUUCGGCCCUGGUGGCCUAUACAACACCAGCUGCCGCGGUUAAACAAGAACCAGCCACCGUCAGUAAAGGUAUCAAUAAUGAAAUGAUUCUCUAUAUGGUAAUAUUUGGCUUCGCUCUCAUACUAUUCAUUGUCGUCGCUGUUAUUGUGAUAAUGUGCCGACGUAAACCCCAAUCAACACCGGAGCAUACGAAAAAGAGCUAUCAGAAGAAUAAUGUGGGUGUACCAAAACCACCAGAUCUAUGGAUACAUCAUGAUCAAAUGGAAUUGAAAAAUAUUGAUAAAACAAUGCAUGGUUCAACGCCGGGCUGCAGUGAUGCUGCCUCCAGCAGUGGUGCCUUAACAUUACCCCGUUCUGUGGGACAUGAUUAUGAUGUCGAUACACCGGUACCAAAUCACAUAACCAAUUCGUUGGAUAAACGUUCUUAUGUACCGGGAUAUAUGACCACCUCCCUAAACUCAACCAUGGAAAGGCCACAAUAUCCCCGGACGCAAUAUAAUAUACCAGCAAAUCGAUCUCAUAUGAAUGUUGAUACAGGUCUAUCACAGCAGAGCCUGUCACAGCCACAAAAUAAUUCAUUGGCACAAACGCCAGAACAUCCAUAUGGAACAUAUGAUCCGAAUUUCUGCACGCUGAAACGUGAAAUUUUACGUGAAGCACGUUUAGCGGCCACAUCAAAUCCAUUUUUGAAUUUCUUUGCUGAGAUACGAAUCAAAGCAAUGCAUGACACACAAUCGAAUCAAUCCAAACAUUUGGCAAGAUUGGCAAAAACUGCAGGUCAUCUAUGGAAUGGUAUGUCGGAAGAGGAAAAGAGACCAUAUCGUGAAUUGGCCUUAGAACAAAAACAUAAAAAGAAACGUCGCAAAAGGAGAGGUUUCAGUUUUACGCCAAUUGGCAAAUUGAAGAAGAAUCGACGAAAACACAAGGCUACCUUCAACACUGGUUACACUGGCACAGCCGGUGGAGCAGGUGGUCCUGGCUCGGUGGCCGGAGGUGCUGGUUCAGGUGCUGCCAGUAAUGGUGGCGUCUCCACCAUUGAAAGCACCAAACGUGGCCAUCCACUGAAAAGUUUCAGCGUACCCGGACCACCACCAACAGGUGCUGUAACACCCGUCAAUAAACACACACCUGCCGUAACAAUACGUCCACAAAAUCAAUCACCAUACAAGAAACCAUCAUUUUCCGCCGCCACGCCAAAUCGUCUGCAAAGUGGUCCAUCGGUGGCCCAUUCAAAUGAUGAAAUUCAACGGCUGGCGCCAAGCACCUCGACCGAAGAACUCAAUCAGGAAAUGGCCAAUUUGGAGGGUCUGAUGAAAGAUUUGAGUGCAAUAACGGCCAAUGAAUUUGAAUGUUAACAUUAUCAGAAACCUAUUAAGUUACCGUUAUUUUUAACAAAUAAAAUUAUAGCUGCCAUAACGCCACGCAUAACAACAACAACGAUAAAAGCUAAAGAAUUGCGCCGGAAAUCUCUAAGCUCCGCCACAGCAACGAAAUCACAACCAGCAUCACC
Molecule: messenger RNA, 5234 nt
Organism: Musca vetustissima
Lineage: Eukaryota; Metazoa; Arthropoda; Insecta; Diptera; Muscidae
Gene: fra
Product: neogenin
Exons: 11
Coding region: 7-5079 (1690 amino acids)
Biological process (GO): cell-cell adhesion
Cellular component (GO): membrane
Molecular function (GO): protein binding
Source: RefSeq, a predicted model, not a curated record